UUUAGAUUGCAACUGGCAUUAAACUCAUGCAGAAAAAUUAUAAAAUACAGAUAAUGCAUGCUCUUAUGACCUACAAAAGUCAUUACUGUAAUGCUCUACUUUCUGGUCUGCCAAAGUAGAUGGUGCCUCACACUGUUUUCAUGCCACAUAUACCGGGCGAGUGGGUCAUUUUUGCAAAUAAUUUUCUAUUUAAACUGUACUGUUUUUAUUCUACAGAUUCAUAAUGGCAGAGAAACUGACAGAUGUUGCAUCUUUCUUGAGGGGUAGAGGUGUUCCAGAGGAAACAGUCAGUUUAAUUGAAGAGCAAAAGAUUGACAAAGAGGUCAUUAUGCUAAUGGAAGAUGUUCAACUGGCCCAAUAUCUUCCAUCAUAUGGAGACAGGGUUGCGCUGUUCAAUUUUUGCAAGCUUAACACAAACCCAUCAAAGCGAAAACAGGGUCUUUUUGAGAAACUAAGAGAGAAACUGAAACUUAGAAAGGAAACCCACAGAGAGGAAGAAGAGCCAGACACAUCUCACAAAGCAAAAAGUAGAGCAAAACGGUCCACAAGAAAUGUUGAAAUAGGAUGGAUUCACACUGACAAUGAAGUGACAAAGCAGGUCAGAGCAAAACAAGGUGGAGGGACAAGAAAAGUAACAAUGAAGAUUCAAGCAGGUUAUGAUGAGAUUCUGAAACAAGGAAAAGACCUGUUCUUUCCAGAGGGCACAUCUAGCAAAGGUAAUGAAUCUGACUUUGAAUUUGAUGUUUGGGACUUCAAACAAAAUCCUCUUCCCAAAGAAGUUUUAAUUGAAAGCAUUUACAGCACUGUAAAACUCCCAAUUUUGCGCUUCUACUUAGCAACUAAACCAAAAAGGAGGGAGGAGUCUGAUGAUGAGCUUAGCUUUGCCAGUGCUGCUAUUCAUGUAUCUGAGCCUGCAGUAGAGCCAGCUGAUGAAGGGUCAACACUGGACUUAAUAAGUGACAGAAAUCAGUUGGGGUUUAUAAAUGAACCUCACAGCCCACUUCAAGAGUUGUUUUUUUUCUCUGAAGAAAGCAUUGAGUCAUCAACCCAUGAAAAUCCAACAAGCUCAAGCACAUUUAUAAACGUAAUUAGCGAUCCCAUCGCUCUGUCUGUGGAUGCCAACUACAUUGUUUUAAGCGAUGUUUCAGAAGUAAGUGAGGUAGAUAACUCUGACCCUGAAAUCAUAUUUGGUGCACAGCAAACAACUAAUAAUGAGUCUCUCAGUGACACACUGCUCUACCAACCUGAUGACUUUCCUCCAAGCCCUCUUCAUACUUUGCCUGAAAUAACCUUGGUCUUACACCACACAAACAGCUUCAAUGAAAUGAUAGAGGCAUUUUCUAACCCUGAGAUCAUGAACAAAACCUUGAAAGUAAAACGUAUACUUCCUGACAACUCAGUGGAAAAGGGCAGCGGUUCUGGAAUUGUCAGAGACAGCUUCAGUAGCUUCUGGGAAGAGUUUUAUGAACGGUGCACCCUUGGAACAACUUUGAAAGUGCCUUUUCUGAGGCAUGAUUUCAGUGCUGCUACAUGGAGAGCAAUUGGAAGAAUUCUUUUGAAAGGAUUCCAAGAUUACCAAUACUUUCCCAUCAAGCUAGCCCCACCUUUUGUAGAGGAAUUGCUUUUUGGGGCAGUUCACAGUGAUUUGAAGACAAGUUUUCUUCAGUUUGUGAGCUGCCAAGAGCAGGAUGUCAUAAGACAGGCUCUAAAUGACUUUUCAUCUGUUGAUGCUGAUGACCUUCUUGAAGUGCUGACCACCUAUGAGUGUAGAAAAAAACUCUCUACUGCUACCCUGCCACUUAUAUUGGAUGAGAUCUCUCACAAGGAACUUGUGCAGAAACCCAUGUUUGUGAUCGACUGCUGGAGGGAUAUCACAAAGCCACAUUUGCAUCUGAACUCUGAACAACUGACCAAAAUGUACAGUGACCUCAAACCAUCGCCAAGGAAAGUGGUAGGAAUACUGAACUUUCCUGCAGGGAUGACACAGAAGGAAGCAGAGGUGUCUCAGCACCUAAAAAGAUACAUCAGGGAACUUAAUGAAGAAAAGCUGGGAAGAUUUUUAAGGUUUUGUACAGGCUCUGAUUUGUUGAUUUCUGGUCAAAUCAAUGUGGAGUUUGCUGUUCAGAGCAGUUUUACAAGACGGCCCGUUGCCCAUACAUGUGGAAUGGUCUUGAAACUGUCUGACAGCUAUGAUCAUUUUCCUGACUUCCGCAGUGAAUUCAAUUCCAUUCUAGAGAGCAAGAUCUGGAUAAUGGACAUUUUGUAGGCAGGAUUUGUGGCGUCAAAUGUUACUGCUGACUUUUUCAGUCUGAAAUAUUGUUACAGAGUUCAGUACCUCCACACACAAGGUUCAAGGUUCAAACAAACAGAUGCAGUCAUCAGCACAGAUUUUUAUAACAGACAUAUUAUAUUGCACACACAUAUUUCAGAAAAAGCAUUUCUAACAGAAUGUUCAAAAAUAUUUCAGUUACGUUAAAAAAAAGUAUUUAUCGGUUGUGAAAAACAGUUUAUCAAAUUGUUUACAUAAGUAUGUAUUGAUCUGUUGUAAUCAAACAGAGGUUGUAUAUUGUUUACAGAAAAUUGUAUUUGUGUUUGCAUCAAACUGAUGUUUUUCAUGUUUACAGAACAUAUAUAUUGAUCAUUUGUGAUCAGGCAAUCGUUGAAGCAUUUUUAUUUGUUGUUAUAGAUUACAAAAGUGGGCCAUUGAAUAAGACACUGGAUUUCUUGAGGUCAUUUUGUAUAAAGACAUUUUAUUCUGAAUCUUAAGUUACUUGUGAAGUUACUAAAAGAUACGUUCGAUACAAUUGUGUUUGAGUCAAUUUGACAAAAACCGGCAUCUGCUGAACAUUUCAAAAGUUCACACAUCAUAAAACAGAUUUCCUAAAUGUAGUUGCUACACUUACAAUACAAUGUGGUACUUGCACUUUACACGAGUAUUUCUAUUUUACUAUUCAGGUUUUUUUCUACAAUUCAGAUAAAUAUAUUGCAUGUAGGUACUAUUUACA
Messenger RNA from Melanotaenia boesemani (Boeseman's rainbowfish), 3005 nucleotides. RefSeq lists its product as uncharacterized. The transcript has 2 exons. Lineage: Eukaryota; Metazoa; Chordata; Actinopteri; Atheriniformes; Melanotaeniidae. Bases 224 to 2266 code for a protein of 680 amino acids. Gene Ontology annotation, molecular function: ubiquitin-protein transferase activity. The record is from RefSeq and is a predicted model, not a curated record.